AUGAUAGCUAGUAUUAUUGUUGGCAUGUCAAACAAUUUAAUUUGGGUCGGUUGGUCAAUAGUUCAUUGGCAUAAAAGACCGGAUGAUGCAUGGAAGCCAGUUACAGCAACACUGCUCAUCUUGCUAGCUAUGUCGCUGGAGAUAUAUGAUUUUCCACCUUUGUUGGGAAUUCUUGAUGCACAUUCCUUAUGGCAUGCUAGUACUAUUUAUAUAGCCUCUUUUUGGUACGAGUUUUUAAUUGAAGAUGCCAAAAUUGAAAGUUUCCGAGAAAGCAAAGGGAAAAAGAUUGACAAAAACUGA
Molecule: messenger RNA, 300 nt
Organism: Racocetra fulgida
Lineage: Eukaryota; Fungi; Glomeromycota; Glomeromycetes; Diversisporales; Gigasporaceae
Source: the annotation of a GenBank genome assembly